AUAGGUAGUACUCUGACAAUGUAUAUUGACAUCAACCAAGACCGUUAUGCAUUUGAAGCUUCAAGAGCCGGCAUUCAAAUGGCAGUACAUCCUUAUGACGAACCAAUUGGAUUUGGAACGGGAACAGUGAGUCUGUCUCCUGGUAACCAUUACGAUAUCAAAGUAUCGGUUAAAAAAUACAAUUAUUUACCUGCGCCUCACAACUCAUUUGAAAACAGAAAUUGCAUUGAAAGAAAAGACAUUGCAGCUAAAGUUAUGAAAUAUUUUCCAAGAUACACUUUUAAAGCAUGCCAACUUGAAUGUUUAACUGAUUUGAUAUUGGAUACUUGUCAUUGUAUGGUUGAGUUUAUGGUUCCAACCACUCAGCUACGUUACUGUAAUGUUUAUGAACGGGAACAUUGUGUUCAUACUAUUAUUAUUCAAGCGGAGGCAUCUUUUCAUUCCAUUUGCAACUGUUCUCACCCGUGUUACGAAACCGUUUAUGAUGUGGAUAGCUCGUCUGUUGUGUUUCCAGCAAAAUCAUUUUCAGAUUAUCUUAUCAAACAGAAUAUUUCAGAGAGUUAUGACCAUGCUAGAAAUAACCUGAUUCAGAUAACCAUAUCGUUUAAGUAUUCAAUGUUGGAAGAAAUUAACCACGUUCCUAAGUUGACAGUAGGACAAGCAAUCAGUGAUCUUGGUGGUUACAUGGGAUUUUUCUUGGGAGCCAGUAUAUUAACUCUGGUAGAAAUUAUUGAAGUUGUCUAUCGCAGU
Messenger RNA from Lottia gigantea (owl limpet), 750 nucleotides. RefSeq lists its product as hypothetical. The transcript has a single exon. Gene Ontology annotation, cellular component: membrane. The annotation marks the transcript as partial. Gene Ontology annotation, biological process: sodium ion transport. NCBI's taxonomy places the organism in Eukaryota, Metazoa, Mollusca, Gastropoda, Lottiidae. The record is from RefSeq and is a predicted model, not a curated record. Gene Ontology annotation, molecular function: sodium channel activity.